CAAUAGCGGGAGGGGUUGUUGGCAGGGCGGUGUUGGCAGUGGCGGGCGGAGGGCGAUGGCGGCGCUGGGCUGCGCUGUGGGCCGCAGGUUCCUGCUCUGGCAGCAAGCCGCAGCCCGCUCUUCCCAGCUCCGCACAGCCGCCGUGCUUUCCAGUUCCCUGGAGCUGCCCCUCAGAAGCCACGUCCCCCUCAAGCCGGUAGGAAUCAGCCCCGGCCCCGUGUCCUGCUGGACCCACCAGCAGAUCCGCACCAAGGCGCGAGGCAACGAGUAUCAGCCCAACAACCGGAAGCGCAAACGGACCCACGGCUGGAUCAAGCGCAUCAGCACGCCUGCGGGCAUCGAGGUCAUCCUGCGGCGCAUGCUGAAGGGCAGGAAGUCCCUGACCCACUGAGGGUUCUGCUUGUGGGGCGAGCCUGGAGCUUCGGAAGGAACGUCUGUGCCGAGGGGGGCUGCACACAUGCCUCCAUCGCGUGUCAGAAGCAUGUGAGGAGCCAUGCUGGCGCGAGGGGAGGCCGUGGAGGGCUUUGGUUAAUGCCUGCGUUAUGGAUUGUAAACUGAUUGUCACUUUGUGUGUGUGAUUCAGAGAAACUGCUGAAAACGCAGCCUGUCAUUAAAGCCCAGUGCUAAUUGAGUGCGAAACUUCA
This is a messenger RNA of Strigops habroptila (Kakapo), 644 nucleotides long. RefSeq names its product mitochondrial ribosomal protein L34 (gene MRPL34). Gene Ontology annotation, cellular component: ribosome; mitochondrial large ribosomal subunit. NCBI's taxonomy places the organism in Eukaryota, Metazoa, Chordata, Aves, Psittaciformes, Psittacidae. The record is from RefSeq and is a predicted model, not a curated record. Gene Ontology annotation, molecular function: structural constituent of ribosome. The transcript has 2 exons. Gene Ontology annotation, biological process: translation. Bases 56 to 391 code for a protein of 111 amino acids.